AUGCCGCGUCUCAACCUUCUCCAGCUGCUCUUCGUCUCGCUGAUGCUUCUGUCGCUUGUCUUUGCGACUGAAUCUCACGAUGAAACCUCCCGUGAGUCCCACCAGGGUAUCCUGGCCGGUGUCCAAGGUCAUUCCAGCAAUGCCCUUCAUGACGCCCUCCACGCUCUGUCCAACAAAUUCCGCGACGGCAUCUUCGAAACUGACCUGAGUGCCGCCGAAGCCCUGCAAAAAGAGGAUCAAUCCAUUGCCAGCCUGGUGAAGUUUGUCAAGCGUGAGAGCAAUGCCACUGCUACUCCCGACCCCACCUCAAGUGCUUCCUCGUCCGAUCCCACCACAUCCAGCAGCGAUACACCCACUACCUCGGACACCCCGACCUCAAGCUCUUCCUCCGAUACUCCUACUACUUCGAAUGUCCCCACUUCCACCACCACCACCACCAAGUCUACCCCAACCACCACUGAGCAACCCACUACCUCUUCAUCCUCUUCAUCUUCCACCGCUCCGACCACCACCAGCACGACUUCUUCUUCUUCUUCCUCGUCGUCGUCGUCGUCGUCAUCGUCGUCUUCAGCUCCCUCCAGCUCAUCGGCUACUACUCUAUCGACCACGACUAGUACCACUUCUUCGUCUUCUACCGAGAACACCCACACCACCACCGCCCAAGAAAGCUCGUCUACCUCGGUCUUCAAGGCCACCACCACUUUGCCCAAUGGUGACGUGAGCACUCUGACCUCCACCACCAUCAUCAAGGUGCACCCGACCGGUUCGGACGCAACCACCACUGGAGCCGGUCAAGGCAGUCUGCAAACCGGUGCUGCCGCCUUGCCCAACGCCGGUCUCACUCGCGAGGUUGCUGCCAUGGUUGGCGGCGCCAUCGUGGUCGCCAUGGCUCUGUAA
Messenger RNA from Penicillium waksmanii, 897 nucleotides. Its product is annotated as putative GPI anchored cell wall protein (Dan4). The record is from RefSeq and is a predicted model, not a curated record. NCBI's taxonomy places the organism in Eukaryota, Fungi, Ascomycota, Eurotiomycetes, Eurotiales, Aspergillaceae. The transcript has a single exon. The coding region runs from base 1 to 897 and encodes 298 amino acids.